Molecule: messenger RNA, 651 nt
Organism: Striga asiatica
Lineage: Eukaryota; Viridiplantae; Streptophyta; Magnoliopsida; Lamiales; Orobanchaceae
Source: the annotation of a GenBank genome assembly
AUGCCAUUGUUGCGCCGGGCUUCGACGGAGAAGAAGAUCGGAGAUGGAGUCGGCCGACGAUGUAGAGGUUCGUUUUUUUUGGACGGAGAGUUCGUCGCUUCAAACGGGCGGCGACAGAGCUUUGCUCGUGGGGCGAACGAGGCGCGAAAUUGGCGAAGAACGACGGAGGGUCCUCCAAUUCAAUUUCGCCGGAAGCCUCAGCCCCUCUGUCCCAUCAUAGCAACAUCGUCCAUGCCGCCGGCGAACCUUCCGGUCGUUCUCUGCCCCGCCAAGACAUCGUCAGUGGUCAUCUCUCGGUUACAGCCUUCCCCCGCCCCAAAGUCCCGCCACAAAGAUCACCUUCACUAUCAUGUCAAUCUAUUCUUUCAGUCGCGGUCACUAGCUCAUCGGCUCUUACCACAGUCGCGGUCGCCUUUCUUCCACUGUUCGCCACCGACAUCGACCAACCGGCAAUCAUUUCCAUCUGUGAACCCAGAUCCGCCUUCUAAAACCCUCACGACCGCCCAAUUCACCUUCCCCAACCAAAAUCUACUCCUCGCCGGCGCCGCCAGUGUGGAAGAUUCUGGUGCGACCCUCCUCACCAACAGCACGACGGAUUUGUCGCUCGCCCGCCGGGCAUUCUUCCCCAGCCCCAUCCGCUUUCCGAUCUAA